This is a messenger RNA of Colletotrichum spaethianum, 573 nucleotides long. RefSeq lists its product as uncharacterized. Lineage: Eukaryota; Fungi; Ascomycota; Sordariomycetes; Glomerellales; Glomerellaceae. The transcript has a single exon. Bases 1 to 573 code for a protein of 190 amino acids. Gene Ontology annotation, molecular function: protein binding. The record is from RefSeq and is a predicted model, not a curated record.
AUGAACGCCCAGCCCGACGAUGUGGUGCAUUUUCACGGUCAUGGCCACCACGUACCACAACCCGUUCCAGCCGCCAUGCGUCUCCCCGUCGAGAUCCUUUGCCAGAUCUACGAGCUGCUCGACCCAUACGACUUCAACGUCGCACGACACACCUGUCGAUCCUGGUUCUUGGCUGGCUUCAGCCGGACUGUUCUCAUCAGCAUGCUCAAGCGGGGAGGCUGGUGGUCCAGCGUCGAGGGCAUCCUCAACCUAGAACAGAAAGAUAAAAUGCCCAAGAUUCAAAGCCAGGGUCUAAAUCAAGAGUGGAUCAUGUCCAAGUGGCUCGCCAGAGAGUGCACGCUGGGCCCAAAUCACCGCGGAUCUGAGCCCGCCUUCGUCGAAAUCAGUCAGACGCAAUUCGCGGACCUGCAUUCCGACACUUCGAUACCUGCCAUCGCUGAAGACACCGCCACAUACACCGCAAGCAUGUGUGGCCGCUUCCUAAUGGUCACCUACGGAGCAACCAUUUAUGUCUACGAAUUGAACCAUCGAUGCAGGAACGCCAACUCGCCCAGGUGGGUGUUGUCUUCGUAG